UCCCUGCAUCCCUGUCUGUUGUCUCUAGGUUCAUUCUUCUGUAUCUGUGUUUGUGUCAGGAUUUUUCUUUUUAUUGGUCUUUAAUAGAUAUGAUACUGGGGAGAAUGGUGAGGUGCCCAGAUCUUUAGUUUCUGUGUUCCAGAAUCUGUCACACAGGCCAAUGCUCAUAGAGCCUAGAAUUUCAGAAUGCCCCUCAUUCCGAACAUUACAGGGUGAUCUGGAGCAAGGAGUCAGCUUGUGAGGCUUAUGGGUGUCAUAUUGAAGUCCUGGGAUACUGUGAUAGUGACCCUGAUCACACUGAUGAGUGUUACUGUGGAUGCCAAGAUUUAUGAACGCUGUGAAAUAGCAAGGAAGCUGGAGAAAGCAGGUCUCAAUGGCUACCGAGGCUAUACUAUUGGAGACUGGUUAUGCAUGGCACACUAUGAGAGUGGUUUUGACUCCGCCUUUGUGGACCACAACCCUGAUGGCAGCAGUGAUUAUGGCAUUUUCCAGCUGAACUCUGCCUGGUGGUGUGACAAUGGCGUCACACCCACCAGAAACCUCUGCCACAUGGAUUGUCAUGAUUUACUCAAUCGCCAUCUUUUGGAUGACAUCCUGUGUGCCAAGAGAGUUGUGAGCUCAUAUGACAGUAUGAGAGCCUGGGAUUCUUGGAUUCGGCACUGUUCUGGCCAUGAUUUAUCUGAGUGGCUCAAGGGGUGUGAUUUGCAUCCAAAACCUGAGUCAAGAAAAGAUUCUUGGGGGUAAAGAUUUGCUUUUCCUUUGUUUCAAAUCUUUUGUGCAUUCAAUAAAGGAUAAUAUCUAUAAACAAUGUAAGGCCAUUGCUUGUCAGAUAUCUGACUCUUCAUUUCUCCAGUGCCUAAAGGCAUAUCUAUUCAAUCAGUUCCUCCAUGCCUUCACACUCUGGUCUAGAGAUACCAGAUCAAGCCAAGCACUGGUGGCUCA
Molecule: messenger RNA, 942 nt
Organism: Perognathus longimembris pacificus (Pacific pocket mouse)
Lineage: Eukaryota; Metazoa; Chordata; Mammalia; Rodentia; Heteromyidae
Gene: Spaca5
Product: sperm acrosome associated 5
Exons: 4
Coding region: 247-744 (165 amino acids)
Biological process (GO): fusion of sperm to egg plasma membrane involved in single fertilization
Cellular component (GO): sperm flagellum; acrosomal vesicle
Molecular function (GO): lysozyme activity
Source: RefSeq, a predicted model, not a curated record